UCUCUCAAAUGGAUGCACAAUCAGUUGUUUCUGAGGAGCUGUAUGCUAUGUCAACAAUAUCUAGACCUUGAAAAGGGUGAAUGGAUCAAACUCACUCAGUUCAUUGCAGACAACAAGACUGAGCUUGUCCAUGCCCAUUCAAAGCUUACAUUCACAGAAAAAAGAGCCUACAAUAUGCAGGUCCUUGAAGCCUAUCAGCAGAGAAAUCAAAUCACACGUGCAAAUCCAAAGGCUACUAACCAUAAUGUCAAUGGAUCACAAAGUAAGUUUUCACACAUUUGGAUGGCUCUUUGCGCUCAUACCAGUGUAGAGGGUUUCUAUGUAGCAGUUCAAGGCAGUAUUGAAGAUCUUUCUGAACCCAAGGUU
This is a messenger RNA of Suillus subaureus, 366 nucleotides long. RefSeq lists its product as uncharacterized. The transcript is spliced from 3 exons. The annotation marks the transcript as partial. The record is from RefSeq and is a predicted model, not a curated record. Lineage: Eukaryota; Fungi; Basidiomycota; Agaricomycetes; Boletales; Suillaceae.